Molecule: messenger RNA, 738 nt
Organism: Penicillium diatomitis
Lineage: Eukaryota; Fungi; Ascomycota; Eurotiomycetes; Eurotiales; Aspergillaceae
Product: aminoglycoside phosphotransferase family protein
Exons: 1
Coding region: 1-738 (245 amino acids)
Source: RefSeq, a predicted model, not a curated record
AUGGCCUGCAUCAACUACGAUAACGGAGCGGUUAGCUGCAAAAACCCCACAACUGCAGAAAAUCCCGCAUCGUCCAGUGAAUGCAUUGCGGUAACAGCCGAGAGAGCUUACUAUCGUUGCGAUCGCUUUUUCAUAAAAAGGAGUCUCAGACCGAGUGAAUUUCAAACUGGAUAUAAGGGACUUCACAUCCCCCGGCUAGGCAAGGAAAGACUCCGAAAUGAGGCAGAGUCGCUGCGGUUCAUCCGCCACUCCAGCAACAUACCUGUUCCGACCGUCUACGGCGCUUUCGAAGUCGAUGACGCUUUCUUUCUGAUAACGGAUUUUGUUGAUGGUGUGGCAAUGUCCCGACUAUCAGAGGAUGACAAGAAGAUUGUCAUGGAAGAACUCGAUCAGCAUCGAGCUACGCUGCAACAGAUGAGGUCUCAUAACAUUGGAGGACCUUCGGGUAUCUUGAUUCCUCCUUACCGGAUUAUGCGGCAUACGACGAACGAUAUGUGGCCAACAUGUCCAAGCGAAACGUCUGAAUACGUAUUCUGUCACAACGAUCUUUCCCAGCAGAACAUCAUUGUCGAUCCCCAUAGCCUGAAGAUCAACGCGAUCAUUGACUGGGAGUACGCAGGGUUUUUCCCGAAGUACUUCGAAUUCCCUUUCUACAAACGGCUAGGCCCUUCUAUCGCAGUUGACGGUGAACAAGAUGACGUGCCGAAAUUACUCCAAUUUCUAGCUGAGGGAGUGUAA